Parathielavia appendiculata is the source of this 2871-nucleotide messenger RNA. RefSeq names its product MCM-domain-containing protein. Bases 1 to 2871 code for a protein of 956 amino acids. Gene Ontology annotation, biological process: DNA replication initiation; double-strand break repair via break-induced replication; mitotic DNA replication. NCBI's taxonomy places the organism in Eukaryota, Fungi, Ascomycota, Sordariomycetes, Sordariales, Chaetomiaceae. Gene Ontology annotation, molecular function: ATP binding; single-stranded DNA binding; single-stranded 3'-5' DNA helicase activity. Gene Ontology annotation, cellular component: MCM complex; nucleus. The record is from RefSeq and is a predicted model, not a curated record. The transcript has 3 exons.
AUGGCGACACCAACAGUGGCCUCCAGCGAUGCUGGGUUCAUGACAUCGGAUGGCAUCUCGAGGACCCCACGUGCAGGGCGACUUCCCGGUUCUUCAAGCGGCAGACCUGCAGCCCCUCCCUCCGAGAGCAUCGGCGCACUUAGUGAUGGCGAGGGCGAGGGUCUUGCCGACGACCAGUUACCAGUGCGCGCAAGGCCAACAGAUCCCGCCAACAUCCCUCGGGUAGAAGACAAGAUCGGCCUCAUCAUUCAAGAGACCUUUGAGGCCUUCAUUGAGGGAUACACAGAAACCCCCAGACCCUCCGGACAACCCACCUCGAGCGCCGUCACCACCGACAAGUACUAUGUCGCCCAGAUCCACGGCAUGCGCACCUACCAACUAUCCACCUUCUACGUCGACUGGAAGCACCUCGAGAGCUGGCACAGCGGCGCGCUGGCCAACGGCAUCAUGGAAGCCUACUACCGCUUCCUCCCUUUCCUGACGGCCGCGCUACAUAACAUGAUCGCCAAGUACGAGCCGCAGUACUUCCGCGAGCACCGUCAGCCGACUGCCUCGAGCCAGCAGCACACGUCGGGCGCCAGCACCGUGGGCUCAGCCAGCCAGAGCGAGCUGGGCAGCAAGACGGCCAACCAGCAAACUGACAAGCUCUUCUCUAUCGCCUUUUACCACCUGCCGCUCGUCUCGCGCGUGCGCGCCCUGCGCGCCCGCAACAUCGGCCAGCUGCUCUCCAUCAGCGGCACCGUCACCCGCACGUCCGAGGUCCGCCCGGAGCUGGCUCUGGCCACUUUUGUCUGCGAGGCCUGCCGGAGUGUCGUGCCGGACGUGGAGCAGACGUUCCGAUACACCGAGCCAACCCAGUGUCCGAACCAGACGUGCCAGAACAGGGUGGCGUGGAGGCUGGAUAUCCGGCAGAGUACGUUUGUCGACUGGCAAAAGGUGCGCGUGCAGGAGAACAGCAGCGAGAUCCCCACGGGGAGCAUGCCCCGCACGAUGGAUGUCAUUCUGCGCGGUGAGAUGGUUGACCGGGCCAAGGCCGGCGAGAAGUGCAUCUUCACUGGUGCCCUGAUUGUGGUUCCCGACGUCAGCCAACUGGGUCUGCCGGGCCUGAAGAGGGUGGCCGUCCGUGAUGAUCGCAGCGCUGAUGCGGGCGGCAGCGGUGUGAGCGGGCUGAAAUCUCUUGGUGUCCGCGACCUAACGUACCGUCUAGCCUUCCUCGCCUGCAUGGUGAGCUCGGAUGUGUCUUCCAUCGGCGGGUCUGGCGAAGCACAGAUCGUCGACGUUGUCGGCUCUUUGACGGGAAGCGCCAAGCUUGAGACCGCCGAGACGCUCGAGGAGCUUCAGGAGGCCGUUCUCGCGUCUUACACACAAGAAGAGAUUGCCGACCUCCGCGCCAUGGUGCACAGCAGUCACAUUUACAGCCGGCUGGUGCAGUCACUGGCACCCAUGGUCUACGGCCACGAGAUCGUCAAAAAGGGCAUCCUUCUGCAGCUGCUGUCUGGCGUGCACAAGAGCACCGCCGAGGGCAUGCAACUUCGCGGCGACAUCAACAUCUGCAUCGUCGGCGACCCGUCCACCUCCAAAUCCCAGUUCCUCAAAUACGUCUGCAAUUUCGCGCCCCGCGCCGUCUACACCUCGGGCAAGGCCUCCUCAGCCGCCGGUCUCACCGCGGCGGUCGUCAAGGACGAAGAGACGGGCGAAUUCACCAUCGAAGCCGGCGCGCUCAUGCUCGCCGACAACGGCGUCUGCUGCAUCGACGAGUUCGACAAGAUGGACAUCGCCGACCAGGUGGCCAUCCACGAAGCCAUGGAACAGCAGACCAUCUCGAUCGCCAAAGCGGGCAUACAGGCGACGCUCAACGCGCGCACCUCGAUCCUCGCCGCCGCCAACCCGGUCGGCGGGCGGUACAACCGCAAAACCACCCUCCGCGCAAACAUCAACAUGUCGGCGCCCAUCAUGUCCCGCUUCGAUCUCUUCUUUGUCAUCCUUGACGAGUGCAACGAGCAAGUCGACCGCCACCUGGCCGAGCACAUUGUCGGCAUCCACGAAAACCGCGACGCGGCCGUUACCCCAGAGUUCUCGACCGAGCAGCUGCAGCGAUACAUCCGGUUCGCGCGAACCUUCCGGCCCGAAUUCACUGACGAGGCGAAAGAGGUGCUGGUGCAGCGGUACAAGGACCUGCGCGCGGACGAUGCUCAGGGUGGGAUCGGGCGGAAUAGCUACCGGAUUACGGUGCGCCAGCUCGAGAGUAUGAUUCGGUUGUCCGAGGCGAUUGCCAAGGCGAAUUGUGUCGAGGAUAUCACGCCUGAUUUUGUCAAUGAGGCGUAUAGCCUCCUGCGGCAGAGUAUCAUCUCAGUGGAGCACGACGAUGUGGAGGUGGAUGAUGAGGAAGAGGAUGCUGGUGUGCUGAGGCUGGCGGCCGACGCGGCUGCUGGUGCGGCGGCUGCGGAUGCGGAUGGGGACGAGGCCAUGGCCGACGGCGACAGGCAGGCGUCGGUUCCCGCUGCUGCUGCUGCUGCUGGGCAGGGCCGGGGGUUGACGAUUGCGUAUGAUAAGUUUGUCAGCAUGCGGAAUAUGCUGGUGCAGAAGGUGGUGGAGGAGGAGAGGGGUGAGGGUGGGGAUGGGAUCGAAGGCGAGGCGCUACUGACGUGGUAUCUGGAGCAGAAGGAGGAGGAGUUGCAGAGCGAGGAGGACUAUAACCACGAGAGGGCCCUGGCUAAGAAGGUGUUAAGGAAACUGGUCAAGGAUAAUGUGCUCAUGGCGAUCCGCGGCCAGGGCAUGACGGAUGGGGACGGCGCUGGCGAGGGCAGCUCGACCCAGGCGGCCCAAAUUGUCUAUGUGCUGCACCCCAACUGUGCCGUCGAGGAGGUCUAG